Molecule: messenger RNA, 6518 nt
Organism: Malaclemys terrapin pileata
Lineage: Eukaryota; Metazoa; Chordata; Testudines; Emydidae
Gene: ARHGEF38
Product: Rho guanine nucleotide exchange factor 38
Exons: 14
Coding region: 86-2434 (782 amino acids)
Cellular component (GO): cytoplasm
Molecular function (GO): protein binding; guanyl-nucleotide exchange factor activity
Source: RefSeq, a predicted model, not a curated record
UUUACACUCACCUGGGAAACAAGCACUAAACUCAGCUCCCUAAGAAUCGACAUUCUCCCAAGGAAGAGGGUUGUCACUGCUGAAAAUGGAAACCAAAGAAGCCCCUGGGAAAGAAGGCAUGGGAGCCAAGAGGAAGAAUUUGACCUUCUUGAAGCACAGACUGUACAUGGUGGAGAGAAGGAAGACAGACACUGUUGUUGAGAACAGUGUUUCUGUGGACCAGGGUAAUUCUGGCACUUUGAGGAGGAGCCAAUCUGACAGGACAGAAUACAGCCAAAAGUUACAAGAAAAGAUGGCCCCACAAGCUGGGUCCUUGUCACCCGUCACUUCACUGCAGGAGAAUGAAGAGCAGCUGAUCAGGCGAAUGAUGGCCAAGAGAGUAAAAAUCAUUGCAGAACUGGUGCAGACAGAGAAAGACUACCUCAAUGACCUGGAGCUGUGCAUCAGGGAAGUGGUUCAGCCCUUGAGAAACAAGCAGAUUGUUAGGUUUGACGUGGAUGGCUUGUUUAGCAACAUUGAAUCAGUCCAUCAAAUAUCAGCCAAACUGCUGUCAUUGUUGGAAGAAGCCACAGCAGACGUGGACCCACCCAUGCAAGUAAUUGGAGAAGUGUUUUUGGAGAUUAAAGGCCCACUAGAAGACACAUAUAAAAUCUAUUGCUACCACCACGACGAUGCGCACACCAUGCUCGAAUCCUAUGAAAAGGAUGAAGAACUGAAACAGCAUUUAAAACACUGCGUACAGUCCUUAAAAAAGAUAUAUGAGGAAGAAGGAAAACCAAAUUUAAUGGACAUGGGAUCCCUGAUGAUCAAACCAAUACAGCGUGUGAUGAAAUACCCUUUGUUACUGUGCGAGCUCUUGAAUUCGACUCCUGCUUCCCACCCUGACCACAAGGCACUGCAAGAUGCCUUUGCUGCUGUGAAAGACAUUAAUGUGAACAUCAAUGAACUUAAAAGAAGGAAAGACUUAGUGUUGAAGUAUAAGAAGAAUGAUGAAGAAGAAUCUCUUAAAGAGAAGUUUUCCAGACUGAAUAUUCACUCCAUUAGCAAGAAAUCCAAGAGGGUUACUAGCCAUCUGAAAAUUCUGACAGGGGGAGAGCCUCAGGUAAAAGACCAGACCUUUAAUAAGGAGGAAAAGCUAUUUAGAAGUUUAGAAAAGACUGUGAAAUUUUGCAUGAAGAAUAUUUCAUUCUCCCUACAACAUCUACAGGAUUCCAUGCUUCUAGCUGCACAGAUUAUAACUGAACUACAAGGUAUUUUACACCACAAAGAUGAUGAAGACAAUGGCUGUUCAAAAAUGCUGAAUAGCAUUGGAAACCCCUGUGAAGGCUUUGUGGAUCAAUUGGAAAAGCUGGUUUUGACUCCACUCUCAGCUCUACAAACCUUGUUUCCAGGCCCCCAGAAGCUUAUCCAGAAGCGUUAUGACAAGUUGCUGGAUUACAAUGGCUACCUUGAAAGGUCAGCAGGAGAUGAACUGAAUCUGGCAAAGAAGGACUAUGAGGCUCUCAAUGCACAGCUCGUGGAGGAACUUCAGGUGUUCAACAGGACAGCUAAGAAGAUUGUGAUGAACUGUCUGCAUUGCUUCAGCACUCUCCUCAGGGACAUGAUGUCCUCAGCAUUUCAGUCCUAUUCGACCAUUGUGGUGCCUGUUCCGCUGUCUUCUUCAAAUAUCUGUGAAGUACAAAAUCAGGUGUUGGAAGGGUUUCACAAUCUAAAUUUUGUAAAAGAAAACAGCAGUGCAACAUUUAUUGAGAGAAAACUGAGCUUUGAAAAGAAGAAACCUGCUCCUAUUCAGCCUGAAUCUCCACGUCAGACAGAGAGCCAGAGAUCCAAGCUACUGUCUAUAUAUAGCACAGAAUCACUAUAUCAAGCUAAGCGCAAAUGCAAUGCCACACAGGAAUUUGAUAUUGAUUUAUAUGAAGGUGAGCUGGUGGCUGUUGUUGAGCAAAAGGAUCCCUUUGGAAGUACAAGCAGGUGGCGUGUUGACACAGGAAUUCAUAAAGGGUAUGUGUAUUCCUCCUUCCUGAAGCCCUACAAUCCAGCCAAGGUGCAGAAGGAUGUAGCAGAAACCAGUUUCUGUGAUGACGAUUUCGAUAAUAUCAGCCUUUUUGUCUCUUCACGGCCUACCAAUGAUAGCAGUGCAAGAAAUCUAGGACAUAAGAGGAGUGACAGCAGCUCAUCUAAUAAUAGCCUAUGUGAAAAACCUACAAUUAAUGGGACAGAGACUGAUCACGACAUGGAUGAUCAACAUACUUUCUAUGCUGUUUAUGCAUUUCAAGCAAGAAGCCAUCAGGAACUUAGUCUUCAGGAGUACCAGCGGGUUCGGAUACUCCAGUUUUCUGACCUGAGCGGCAAUAAAGAAUGGUGGUUAGCAGAAGCCAAAGGACAGAAAGGAUAUGUACCUGCUAAUUACCUUGGGAAGAUGACAUAUGCAUAGGAACAGAAAGGAUUGUUGGGACUAUUUUCUCUGAAAUAGAGACUCAUAGUCAGAAUAAUAAUCUGUUAUAAUUUACAUCAAACAGAGUGAACGCACAUGUGGUUUAUAACCAAGCUAUAAUAUCUGGAGAGGUACAUAGGCUACACUGAGAACUCCUACACGCUAAAAACCAUUACUUUGUCAAGACCUGAGGAAGUGUUUAACAAGAUUCUCUCUUAGUAACAUACUUCAUAAGUCAGGAGUUAACACACACAUACAAAGCACAGCUAAACUUAUACCUUUCUAUGGGUGCCUCUCCAACAUAUUUAGCAAAUAAUAUGUGAACCCAAGAGAAUUAACCUUGGAAAAGGAUAAAUUGUGUCAUCAGAAUUGCUGUAAAGACUCUCUUGUUCAGACUGAGAUGACUAUUCCAUCCCAACUCCCUAUUAAUGCUCAGAACAUUACUUUUGGGCUGUGAACAUUUACAGGAAGUCCAUCGAGCCAUUUAUUAAUUAUUAGAGAUGAAAAAAGUUGUCUUUUAAGAACAUUGUCCUUUUUGGUACUUGAUCACUCAAAAAGAGCUGUUUUAAAACUUAAAACCUGGCAAGUACCUAACCUUCACUCAGAGAAGUGCACUUUGCCAAAUUUGGAAUAAAAAAUGUUGGUUGAGAAAUAAGCAAGUUAUCUUUUGACAAUGACAUAUAUAGCAUGCACAAUGCGUAAUUUUUCAUAACUUAAAUCUGUACUAUAUAGAUCUAGAUAUAUGCCCCACUAAUAUGUUUAUAUUUGGAGACCUGCACAUUGCCAAAUCCUGAUUAUUUGCAGUUAUUAGACUUUAAAAUAAAAUCAAGUGGUACCUUUAUUUGAAUGCUUUAUUGCAGUGGUUUUCAAUCUGAGGCCCCCUAGAGGUCCCCAGACUAUGUCUAAGGGGUCUGCAAAAGGUGACUAUGAAAAUAAAGUUUUAGAUCCCAGAAAAGGCAUUCUGUUUUUCUGAUCAAUCAAAAGUAUGUGAAUACUCCCACCUACAGGUCAAAACCUGGAAGUGUUGUCAUUACCAUAGAAGCCCACAGUUUAACGCCCUUUCUCACAUUGCAUCAAACGCCAUGCUGAGCACAUGCAACAUUUAUAGUGGAAUUCUGUUCAGUCAGUUUUCAGUCUAAAACUUUUAUGGUAGGGUCCAGGGACCACAGGUUGAAUUUUUAGAGGGGUCCAUUUCCAUUUGAAAUGUUUUAGUGGACCACAAAUAAAAACAGGUUGAAAACCACUGCUUUAUUGCUUGUGUGACCCCUUUGGGGGUGCAAGUCUAGUCACUGAGAGAACAAUGCCUUGAGGAAGUGCAUCUAGGUGCCCGGACUCAUGGUGUGUCACGGUAUCUUCUUCAGAUGCUUCUAUUACUCUUGGAGUAUACGACCAUUAGAUUGGACAGUGGAAAAAAAUUAAAAGUAUUUGACUGUGCAAUAAUUAGAUUUUCUAGUGUUUGCAGGAUUAGGGGCCAACCUUUAUCACUAAAAUAGCUUUAAAUACUCUAAUAUCAUCAGUGAACACAGAAAUACAAAAUUAUGAGGAAAGAUGUGAUCACUGCAGUACUGCUCUUAUAGGUUCCUAUCCAUUACACAGUGGAAAGACUCCUGUGGACUACAGUAGUCAUCAGAUAAGACCUGCAGCCCACCUCUGACCUGAAAUGGUGACCUACUAACAUAUAAGCCCUUGUCAGGUAUUUUCUGUCCUACAACAUCAUUGAUGACUGACCGUGAUAGUGACAAUACAAUGAAAAUUGAUUAUCAGACUGAAUGGUCAACAAUACACAUAGGCAACAGUCAUAGGCAAAGCCACUGACUGCAUGUUUCCUGCUCCCCUAGCCCAAAUGUACUAUUUAAAGAUAAAAUGAAUGAAACCAUUUAAUAGGAUUCAGAAAAAAAAGAGACUACCAGCAAAGGAAGGAUGAGAGAAGGUAGAUUUGCUCAUGAAGUGCAAAGAGGUCUGUCAAAAGAAAAAUCUAGCUUUAAUUUUUCCAAGAAAGGGAGAGAGACUUGUUGAACUCGCAGAAGAGGAGAAGUGUGGCAGGUCAUGGAAGAACUUUAGCCCUCUGUACAUUGUAUGACAGAAAAGGCUUGAGAGUUCACUGGUAUGGACAUACAGAUUUUGGUAUUUGAACUUCUGUGAUUGAUCACAAUCCAAAUGAUAAAUAAAUAACAAUGUGGUUACACUGCCUUAUUUGUGAUGCACAGGAUUGUACCUAGCUGUUGCAAUUUCCAUGAGUGGAAUGUGCCCAUCCCUUCAACAAAUGUUACCAUCUCAUUUGAUCUGUUCAGAAUGCAGUUGAUAUUGUAAAUAAUAUUGUCUUUAUGUCAAGUAAAAAUCAAAAAGCUUUGGGGUAGAUUGUUAUGUCAGCUUGGUGCUGCGCAGCCUUCAUUAUAUUUAAUGGGGACUAUGGGCUCAAAGCCCUGCGCGUAGAGUUGAAUAUACUCCAAUAACAAAUUGCACUAAUUUUGCACUACAAACAACAAAAAAGUUUUGUUAUUGGAAAGAUCCCCCACAAGAAGUUUUUCAGCAUGUCUUAUAUUUCAGAAUAUCUUAAUUAGAGAGGAUCUGCUAUCUGCAGUAGCUGAAAACUGUUUUAAAGUAGCUGAAUUGUGUGUAAUAGGCUUAAUAAGCUCCUACAAGCACAGUGAUGAAGCUUUGUAUGCUAGGGACUGUAGUUAAAUGAAAGAACUAGGGAGUAAGAUAUUAAAAAGGGACUAGUGAUUUUGGAUGCCUCAGUAUUUGUGUGCCCAGCCUGACCCAUCUUAAAGGUCUCUGAUUUUGAGAAAGUGCUGAGUAUGCACACUAUGAAUAUCAGCCACUUUUCAAGUGUCUCAGAUUGCAUCCAAAAUCACUACUCACUUUUGAAAAUCUUGGCCUAAGUGUCUUGAUUUCACAAGGAAUGAAGGACUGCACUCUAGUACUAAAGGAUGAGCUUUUCAAAGGAAUCUGAGGGAGUUGGAUACCUAAGCCCUAUUGAAUUUCACUGGGAUUUGGGAGCCAAUUCCCUCAGGCCCUUUUGAAAACUCCAGCCUUAAUUGCUGGUGCCCAGAAUAUAUUUUGUAUAUUUUAGGAUAAAAAUAAUCUAUAUAUCUUGAAUUAUAUUCGCUUUCUUCCAUCAACCACAAUCACUUUGGAGUCACAAAAAGUUUCAUUGUAAUGUACUCCGUAUUGACUGAUGGGAUUGGCUUUGAUCAUUUCUGAAACCUUCUUCAGUUUUAACUAUUAUAAAUGAAUGAGAAUAUAUUUAUUUUGCCAACUUUUAUCUGUUUUUUAAAUAAAUAAACUCAAGCCAAGAGCAUUGCCAAGAUGAUGAUGAGAAGCUGUCUGAAUUAAUGCCUUGCCUACAGUGGAGGAAUUUGGCAAAAAUUCUAAUGGGACCUGCUUAAAGCAGAUCUAGUUGAGACAGUGCUUAGAACGCUAGAGAUCCAUCUACAUUAGGGUUCCCUACAUCGCUAACAUCAGUGGAGGCAAACUGGUUUUAGUAAAGGUGUGAUGGGGGUGGGGGGGAAAGAGGGGCAAUUUUUUUCUAAUGCAGACAUGACUUCAGUGUUUGAAGGGCCUGCUCCUGUUAAUCAAUGACAAAACUCUCAUUGACUUCAAUGGAGUAAGAGUGGGCUCCAGUUUAGUAAACCAAUAAGGCACCAAUCUUGCAAACACUUAAGCAUGUGCGCUUUACUUACUUGAAGUCAAUGGGAUUGUGCACUUGCUUAAGUGUUUGUAGGACUGGGCGCCAACUUUGUCACAGUGUUUCUUCUUCGAUAGGAUUUUUUUUUUUUUUUUAAAGAGAUGCCAUUGUGCUCUGCACAGCAAUUUCAAGCCCAGUAGUUUCCAGAGCCAAACAGGGACUCAAGUUUUAUCUUUGGCAACCACCUACUGCACUAUUUUCCUUUUUGUUUGCAGUCCCUGUCCUAGACAGGAUAUUAUUCACAUUUUCAGUGAAAACAAUAUUGAGAAUUAUUCCUUCCAAUACUUGUUUUUAAAUUAAUACAUUUCAGUGCGUUAGCAUCUAUGUCUAAACUUCAAGAACACUCCUGCUUUUACUUUAAGAAAGCUCAGAAAAAAUGCAUAUAAUAGGCCCAGU